AUGAACGAGUUGCAAGCAAACGGGGGCGCUGUCGACAAACUCCCUGGACACAUGAUCCAAAAGCUCAGAGACGGUGCUCCCGAGGAGGUGGGGGACUUUCUGGCUACCGAGUCUUCAAAAACGCUGCGACAAAAAGUUAGAAAGGGCUCGCCGACCAUGCAUCCGUUCGCGUCUUUAAAGCAGAAGUUGCACCAGAGAAGUUAUGAAGCUAUCACUGUCAGGCCAUUUCGACAUACGCACGCUACAGAGGUCCAGCACCGCGUUCUCAGUCUGAUGCCUGGCCUUGCAGACCCAGGUUCGGAAAAAUCCGGGAAUCGAAAGGAUCUCUUGAUCGUCUCAGAAAAGGGAACGGGAAAAUCGCUUUCGUUCUUGAUUCCCGCCAUCGAGGCGAGCCCAGGCGUCGUGGGUAAUAAAUCCUUGGAGACUCAGUUGAAGCGAGAAUACGCGUUCUCGAGGGUUGGUACGCUUAUCCUGAGCCCGACAAGAGAGCUAGCGACUACGACCGCCAACGAGUCCAUCCUGCUUUCGCGACAUCAUCCUGGGAUAGAGACGCGACUCUUCGUUGGAGGAGUGAGCAAGCGAAUUCAGCUCAGAGACUGGGUAAUGGGUCGAAAAGAUAUCGUUGUGACGACCCCUGGACGACUACGAGACUUGCUCAUAACUGAGCCUGCCGUAGCUGACGCAGUCAAGCAUACGAGACUUUUGGUCAUCGACGAUGCGGAGCAACUACUCGAGGAAGGCUACCGAGACGACAUCGACGGGAUCAUCAAGUACUUGCCAUCGAGUCCAGAACGUCAGACGUUUGUUGUCACGGACACGAUGAGCACGGCGGUACAGCAACUCGUCAAGCGGGUGCUCGACCCAGAUUUUAUCUCCGUCGAUGUCGCGCCGGAGUACAAGUCACCACACAGCGACACACCUCAGUUCCAUACUAUUCUUCCCAGCGCCGAGCAUCAGCUCCCGCAUCUCAUGAAACUUUUGGCCCACGAACAAAUGAAAAACCCGCAGCGUUCUAAAACGAUUAUUUAUCUACCAACAACGAGGAUGACACAGCUAUUUACGACACUCGUACACGAGCUGCGCUCGUCAUGUUUGCCAGCGGGUGAAGAGACCCGAGUGUACUCGAUCCACUCAAUGUUGUCUAUGCUGCAACGAACACAAGCCCUCGAUGGGUUUGUGAAUGAGAAUUCGGGUCAUUCUAUCCUUGUCACGACCGAUCUUUCGUCCCAAACGAUUCAGUUCCCCAAAACGACACGGGUGAUUCAGAUUGGGAUCCCAUCGAGUGAUCCGUUGUAUUUCCUACGACUAGGGCACGCUGCUCGUGGAUCUGGCACUCACGGACGGGGGGAUUUGGUCCUCCUCCCGUGGGAGAUGGGCUACUUGACAUGGCAGUUGACGCAUGCCCCGUUGGAACCACUGACGGUGGAUGAGCUAGACGAAGAGAUCAAAAGGCGUGCAGGAAAGCUGGAUCACGAAAAAGAAGCCGCAUUUUCAUCGACUAACUCUCUCAAAUCUCUGUCUGGCGAAGUACGCGCCCAGCGUCCGGUGCUCGUUCAAGGCGUCAAGGACUGGACGACACAAGCCUGCGGACUACCGCAUGCACCGUUUGUUUCAGACGCGUUCCUCGCGCGUCUAGGCAUGACAGAUGGCCGAACGAAACGAUUUGGCAAGGGCGAAGACGGGCGUCGAACAGAGUCUUUCAGUCCUGCCCGAGGGGUAUGGGAAGGUCGUGGACGCGUCGCUAGUCGUGGCGAGGAGCGAGAGCCUGCAUGGAAGAGUGCCGACAGCUCGAUGGCGUUGGACCCUAGGGACCCUCCGACGUUACCAGAGGCAUACAAGACGGAUUUGUAUGGCAAGAGAGACCCUACGUUGGCAAGGGAUGCGGAAGAUCUUGGAAAGCUUGAAGAAAACAUUAAAGGUCGUCCCGAGCCCCCGAAGCCCACGACGAAUCGUGAGGUAUUGGAGGUAUAA
Messenger RNA from Serendipita indica DSM 11827, 1971 nucleotides. NCBI's taxonomy places the organism in Eukaryota, Fungi, Basidiomycota, Agaricomycetes, Sebacinales, Serendipitaceae. The record is from the annotation of a GenBank genome assembly.